This is a messenger RNA of Cajanus cajan (pigeon pea), 4507 nucleotides long. NCBI's taxonomy places the organism in Eukaryota, Viridiplantae, Streptophyta, Magnoliopsida, Fabales, Fabaceae. The record is from RefSeq and is a predicted model, not a curated record.
CCAAUAGUAAUCAACGCUCUACAUAGUCAAAAGUCAAGGGACAUGAAACGUGUGGAAUAGAAGAUGUUGGGGCCCACUAGGAACCAGAUAGGAAAAGUGUGUGUGAAAACUCAAUAGACUCUGAAUCAUAGCAUAUGAAACUUCUUAGAAGCAUAGAUGACAUAGCAUAUGCAUUUUUGCUGUCUAAGUCGUCUUUCAUACUUAACAAAUAGUUUAAACAUUAUAUUCUUCUCUAUUCUCUGUUCCACCCAAGAAGCUUGUGUGUUCUUUUCUGUUGAAAGUCCAAUUGGGUAUGUGGUUAGGUCUUUUUCUCCUUUUCAAUUUUGCCUCAAUAGAAAUAAUCGAUGAUAAAAUGAUAUGGCUAAUUUAUUUCUGAUUGUCUUCACAAGUUUUAGUUGGGGUGUGUAGGUAAUGGGUUAAGAACUUGAAUGGUUUAAAAUAUGUUAUGGAGUUCAAAACAUGAGUGCUUUUUGUUGUUGUUUAAAAUGAAAUGUAACUCUUUUUUAUAUAAAAUAUUUGGUGAGACAACAACCACUUUUCAUUGAAGUGCAUAUAACCAUUCAUCUAUAUUUUUUCUAUUUUUACCAAGCUCGCUUUGGAUGUUGAUACUCUCUGUUAAGCUGACACUAUUUCUAAGGGCACCAGCUUCAAAUUGCCGUUCAAAUUGGCCAUCUGAAUUUGUCUUUUAAUCUAAGAGAACUUAGAGGAGGCCACCAAAGAAAGUACGAAGUAGUGAUUGGGACUAUGGAUAACAAGUUGGGUUAUGGGAUCGUCACUCAAGGUUCCUGCUACCAUAUAAAAUCAUAAUCAUUCACAUCCAAGGAAGACUGCACACAAUAUCAAAAUAUCAGCAGCAACAGAAAGGCAAAGACCAAAGAGGCAAAGACCAAACCACCUGACAAAGAACUUAUGAAUUAAUAUGUGUAGUACUUAAAAUUCAUAAUGGAUGAGCAACAAAGGAUCAACGUUGUUGGUUCUUCCUCCAACUCUUGUUCCAAAUCUCAUGAUAUUUUUCUAAGCUUUCGUGGUGAAGACACUCGUUGGAACUUCACAAGCCAUUUAUAUGAAGCUUUGAAUAAAGAGAAAGUCAAAACUUAUAUCGACGACCAACUUAAAAAGGGAGAUGAAAUUUCACCAGCGCUCAUUAAAGCUAUUGAAGAUUCUCGUGUAUCUAUUGUUAUAUUCUCAGAGAACUAUGCUUCCUCAAAGUGGUGCUUGGGUGAACUCAGUAAGAUUAUGGAGUGUAGAGAAGAAAGUGGACAGGUUGUGAUUCCUGUGUUCUACAUGGUAGAUCCAGCUGAUGUGAGGAAACAAUCCGGAAGCUACGAGCGAGCCUUUGUAAAACAUGAGGGAGACCGCAGGUGCAAACAAUGGAAAGCUGACCUAACUAAAGCUGCCAAUUUAGCUGGGUAUCACUCUAAAAAUUACAGGAAUGAACCUGAAUUCCUUAAGAAAAUUGUUGAAGAUUUAUUGGGAAAUUUGGCUCCUAGACACCCAAUCCAUCUUAAAGGAUUGGUUGGAAUUGAGGAAAGUUUUGCAAAGAUUGAAUCAUUACUAAAACUUGGGUCAAGUGAAGUUAUAACCUUUGGAAUAUGGGGUAUGGGAGGCAUAGGUAAAACCACCCUUGCUACAGCUUUAUAUGACAAACUAUCUGAUGAGUUUGAAGGUCAUUGCUUUCUUACAAAUGUAGGGGAAAGUUCACACGAAUUGAUAGCUUUACGUGAAAAACUUUUUUCUAAGUUGCUAGGGAAGAAAGAUUGUGAUUUUAAACUAUCGGACAUAAGUAGGCUUCGAUAUAAAAAAGUUUUGAUUGUGUUGGAUGAUGUGACUACCUCAGAGCAAUUUAAAAAACUAAUCAUAGAAUAUGAUUUCUUGGGUCCAGGAAGUAGAGUCAUUGUUACAACUAGAGAUAAGCAUAUACUUGGCCCAAAUGACAAAAUAUAUUCGGUCCAAGAUUUAGAUUUUUCCCACUCUUUACAGCUUUUUUGUUUGACUGUUUUUGGAGAAAAAGUACCUAAAGAUGGAUAUGAAGAACUGUCAAGAAGGGUGAUUUCCUAUUGCAAAGGUGUUCCUUUGGCUUUAAAGGUUUUAGGUGCAAAUCUUCGUUUAAGAAGUAAAGAAGCAUGGGAAUGUGAAUUGAGAAAACUUCAAAGGAUUCCAAAUAUGGAAAUUCACAAUGUAUUAAAAUUAAGUUAUGAUGGCUUAGAUGGUACUCAGAAGGACAUAUUUCUAGACAUUGCAUGCUUCUUCAAACAGCACUCAAGAGGUUUUGUAACAAGUGUACUGGAAGCUUUUGAUUUCUAUCCAGAAUCUGGUAUAGAAGUCCUUCUAGAUAAAUCCCUCAUAACAAUUUCAGAGUACAAUGAGAUUGAAAUGCAUGGUUUGAUACAGGAAAUGGGUUGGGGAAUUGUUCAAAAUGAAUCUAUCCAAGACAUUGGAAGACAAAGUCGAUUGUGGAACCAUGAGGAUGUGCUUGAUGUGUUGAAAUAUAACAAGGGAACUAAUGUUGUUGAAGGCAUAAUUUUAGAUUUGUCUAAAUUAAGUGGAGAUCUAAAUGUGAGUUUCAAUUCCCUUGCAAAGAUGGCUAAGUUGAGAUAUCUUCAAAUAUAUAACCAACGGGUGUUACAUUACCUCGCUAAAGUGUCUACUACAGAUGAUCUAAAUGGAACUAAUGUUGAAGGCAUAAUUUUAGAUUUGUGUAAAAUAAGUGGAGAUCUAAAUGUGAGUUUCGAUUCCCUUGCAAAGAUGACCAACUUGAGAUUUCUUGAAAUAUAUCAUGAAUGGAUGUUACGAUACCUCCGUAUUGUUUCCACUACAGAAGAUCUAAAUAUAUCAUUUAAUAAAUUGAGGUAUCUUCACUGGGAUGGUUAUAAUCUUGAGUCUUUACCAUCUAACUUUUGUGUUGAACAACUUGUAGUGCUUCACAUGUGUUAUAGCAACCUCAAAAAGCUUUGGAAUGGGGUUCAGAAUCUUGUGAAUUUAAAGAAGAUUACCCUUUCAUACUCCGGAUACUUGAUUGAAAUACCAGACUUAUCUAUGGCAGAAAAACUUGAAAUAGUAGAUCUUCGCUGUUGUACAAGCUUGCAUAAGCUUCAUCCAUCUAUUUUGUCUCGUCCCAAGCUAACAUAUUUGGAUUUAAGUUACUGCAAAUCGAUUGAAAGGCUCAACAUUCAUUCAAAAUGUAUGAAAGCAUUAUAUCUCAGAUAUUGUUCAUUUCUUAAGGAAGUCUCAUUGAGAUCGGAGAAGUUGACAAUAGUGGACCUAUUUUGCUGCAAAGUCAUUGAAAACGUUAACCUUCAUUCAAGAUCUCUAAGAACACUUUAUCUCGGUGGUUGUUCAGUUCUGAAGGAAAUCUCAGUGACAUCAGAGAAAAUAACAAAAGUGAAGUUUUCUAGUGCCACUAUACCUGCAUUGUCGUUAUCAAUUGGUCACUCAUUCUUCUUAGAAGUGUUAAACCUAACUGGAAGUAAUAUUGAGAGCUUUCCUACAAACAUCAAAAACCUUUCAAUGCUGAAAGAGCUUUGUUUAAGAGACUGCAGGGAACUCGUGUCUCUGCCGGAGCUUCCACCAUCCGUGAGAGUGCUUCGGCUACAUGACUGCAGGAAACUCAUGUCUUUGCCAGAGCUUCCACCUAACCUGGAUACACUGAGCGCCUUUAACUGCAUUUCUUUGGAGAAAGGGAUCUCUCAACAGCUACUGUUACAACACAUGUUACAUAGAUACAUACCUUGCGUACACCAACGGCUUUGUAACUUAUGGGAUAGAGAUUAUUUCUCUUUCCCGAAAGACCGUGUCAUGCACGAGUGUGGGUUUCAUACAGCGGAGGGUUCAAUAACUAUUUCUUGUCUUCCAAUAUCUCACUUAAGCGGUUUCAUUUACUGCAUCGUUCUUCCUAAGCGAUUUGUCUCCAAUGAUAUUAUGAUAUCUAUGUAUCAAGAUCACGUAAAGGUGAGGUCCUGGGUAGGUCGGCAAAGGUUUAGAAGUUGCGACAAUGCAAUGUCAGAUCACGUCAUGUAUUGGUAUGAUGACUUUAGCCAAUACGACAAAAUAUUAAGUGGGGACAUAACACUUACAAUCGAAUUUGUUGGAAGAGAAGAAAUAAUAACAGAGUUUAGGGUGUUUCCGGUAUAUGCUACAGCAUCCGGGUUUAAGCUGGAAAUUUGUGAAUCGGAAUCCAUUGAGUUGGAACAACUUCCUACAUCGAAGAGGAGGAGGACUCGGCCAGAAAUGAUAAACUUCCUCUGAUGACUUCAUCGGUUUUCUUAUGAAUCGCUUGUGGAGAAAAUUCAUGGGAAAUGGCCACUAGCUUAUUGGGGCUUGGGAGAGUCAAAGCUGCACUUAUAAUUGUUUCGUUGUCUUUCUGUCUUCAUUCAAAAAUAAACAGGGACAAUGUUAUGAUAUUAAUUCAUUCCACUUGGUACGUGCAGUAACUUUGGAUAAGAUAAUUGCGUGACAUUGAAAUUUUAUAGUAAUGUUUUGACCAUUCAAAAUAGUAGAACAAUAUUAA